AUGGCGAACCAGUACCUUGGUCUUCCGAUUAAGCCCUCUGAUGCUGCGUUCGGUCUGAUGGCCAAUUUUGACGCAGACUCUCAUCCAAACAAAGUAUCUCUCAUUGCCGGGGCGUAUCGCGACGAAAGGGGAAAGCCCUGGAUCCUGCCCAGCGCGAAGGAGCGACUCGGCGAAACCACGCACGAAUACCUGGGCAUAGCAGGCUCGCCAGUCUUCAUCGACCUGGCGAAGGAUCUCCUCUUCGGACCUCUCGCGGCCAGUUUGAAGGGUGAUAACGUGGCUUCGAUCCAAACCGUCUCCGGUACAAGUGCAAAUCACCUGGCGGCCACGUUCCUGGCGCUUAGUUUUAGAAGACGCGCUAUCACGGUCAACGUCGAUAGAACACCCCUCUUCCUGGACGAGGCCACCCUGGCUCUCUACAAUCGAGCUAUCAACGACCCAUCCAGCUUGACCGAUGCAGAACGAAGAACCAUCACUAACCGUCCGCCACCAGAAGAAGAAGAUUCUCUCUGCCGAGCUGCCUGUGGCCUAAGUUUUUCCGAGUUAAUCACAAAAGCCAUUCAAAAUUCCGAUUCUCUUACGUAUAAAGAGGGCCAUCUCGUGACAGCCGGUGUGGUCCCGAACCAGGCUGGAAGAUUGCUGGAUGAGCGCGUGAGGCUCAGCCCCGAAGAACGAGACCUUUUGCACAGAGCAAAUGCAGCAGCUACCACAGAGCACUUGAAAACCGCCAAGGAGAAUGCCCAAACUGUCAACGGCAGGCGCCUCGAUGCGAAAUCCGCCGCUAUGAAGGCCUGCACCAAUGAUGAUUUGCGCAACAUCCGGUACGCCUUGCAAGUGCCGUGGCAACAGCACGUCCUAGAUCUCACUGAGACUUCUGUCUGUGGACUUGUCAUUUAUUUCUUGGAAAUUCCAGAGACGGCUCCGUUUAGAGAGGAAAUUAAAACCGCCAUUUACCACGGGUUGUAUUUAUAUCCAAAUUUAACGAACGACGCCACUGUGGAUAAGUUCACUCUCCACUGGGAGGUCUAUGAUACUGACCCCGCCUCUCUUCCGAGUCAGUUUUUGUCCUCUAGGAACGAGUUCCCCUCUGGUCUACGCCUGGAUUCAUUUCUUUACAUCGACCAAGAAUCAUUAAAUUCGCGCAAUACACCGCGGCCGUUUGUCUGGCUGUGGGAACCCUCAAACGAGACCACAAAGCCACUCAAAGUGGAUAUAAAACAGAUUUGCCCAACGCUAUAUGCACGACUGAUUCAGCGAGACCUUGACACAGACAGAGCAAAGACUUGGCCAUAUCGCCACACAUCGCAGUUGGAAGACCUUCAUCGAGCAGCAAGUUUCUCGAGGAAUGCAAAUUGGGAACAGGAUUGGAUUUGGCCGCCUCCUGCUCGGUACAUGUAA
Messenger RNA from Talaromyces rugulosus, 1398 nucleotides. RefSeq lists its product as uncharacterized. The record is from RefSeq and is a predicted model, not a curated record. The transcript has 3 exons. The coding region runs from base 1 to 1398 and encodes 465 amino acids. Gene Ontology annotation, molecular function: L-aspartate:2-oxoglutarate transaminase activity; pyridoxal phosphate binding. Lineage: Eukaryota; Fungi; Ascomycota; Eurotiomycetes; Eurotiales; Trichocomaceae. Gene Ontology annotation, biological process: L-aspartate biosynthetic process. Gene Ontology annotation, cellular component: cytosol.